AUGAAGAAAUCACGUGGCCAUAAGUCAGACCACGGAAAAGGAGGAAGAGGCGAUGAGCUAGCCAUCUUGGAGACAGAGGACCUGGACUUCAUGGGAGGGGAAGGGGGUCCUGACCCCGACACCAUCUCCCUGGCCUCAGUCACAGCCGUCACCACUAAUGUCUCCAACAAGAGAUCAAAACCAGACAUUAAGAUGGAACCUAGUGCCGGGAGACCAAUGGAUUUCCAAGUUAGUGUUACCGUCAUAGAGGCCAGGCAGCUAGUAGGGCUGAACAUGGAUCCAGUGGUCUGUGUGGAGAUCGGAGACGAUAAGAAGUACACUCAGAUGAAGGAGUCGACAAACUGCCCAUACUACAAUGAGUAUUUUGUCUUUGACUUCCACGUCCCACCUGAUGUUAUGUUUGACAAGAUCCUGAAGCUGUCGGUAAUCCACUCCAAGAACCUCCUGCGUAGUGGGACUCUGGUUGGCUCUUUCAAACUGGAUGUAGGCACCGUCUACUCGCAUCCAGAACACCAGUUUUCCCACAAAUGGGCCCUUCUCUCUGACCCUGAUGACAUCACUGCCGGGUGCAAAGGUUACAUUAAAUGUGACAUCGCCGUCGUGGGGAAAGGAGACAACAUCAAGACUCCACACAAGGCCACCGAAACCGAUGAAGAUGACGUAGAAGGUAACCUCCUGUUACCUGAGGGGGUUCCCGCAGAGCGUCAGUGGGCUCGCUACUAUGUGAAGAUCUACAGAGCUGAGGGCCUUCCCAAGAUGAACACCAGCAUUAUGGCUAAUGUCAAGAAGGCUUUCAUUGGGGAGAACAAGGACCUUGUGGACCCUUAUGUACAAAUACUCUUCGCUGGCCAGAGGGGGAAAACGUCUAUCCAGAAGAGCAGCUACGAGCCAAUCUGGAACGAGCAGAUCGUCUUCACUGAGAUGUUUCCACCGCUCUGCAAACGCAUGAAGGUCCAGAUCCGAGACUCGGACAAAGUGAACGACGUGGCCCUCGGAACACACUUCAUUGACCUGAGAAAGAUCGCCAAUGAUGGAGACAAAGGCUUCCUUCCCACCCUGGGUCCGGCUUGGGUGAACAUGUAUGGCUCCACUCGUAGCUACACCAUCAUGGACGAGCACCAGGACCUGAACGAGGGUCUGGGGGAGGGGGUGUCCUUCAGAGCCCGCCUGCUGGUCAGCCUGGGUGUGGAGAUCCUGGACACCUCCUCCCCGGAUAUCAUGAGCUCCACCGAGGUGCAGGUGGAGGGGGUGCCUAACAUCUCAGAGAGCGCCACAGGGAAAGUAGAGGAGUUCUUCCUCUUCGGGGUGUUCCUGGAGGCCACCAUGAUUGACAGGAAGAUCGGGGACAAACCAAUCAGCUUCGAGGUUACGAUAGGUAACUAUGGGAGCGAAAUUGACGGCGUGACCAAACCCAAGUCGGGUAGCGGGAAGAGGAGUGGGGGAGACGGAGAUGAAGAGGAGUCAGAGCUGAUCCAAGGCUCCAGUGAUGAAGAGGAGGGAGAUGAUAAUGACCUGGUCUCCGUGUCCUCCACCCCGCCCAUGAAACCGAUCAUCACCGACAGAAACUAUUUCCACCUGCCUUACUUUGAGAGGAAGCCGUGUAUUUAUAUCAAGAGCUGGUGGCAGGACCAGAGAAGAAGACUGUACAAUGCCAACAUCAUGGACAACAUCGCAGAUAAACUGGAGGAGGGUCUGAACGAUGUUCAGGAGGUCAUUAAGACAGAGAAGGCCUAUCCGGAACGCAGACUGAGAGGGGUCCUGGAGGAUCUCGGCAACGGAUGCAGUCAAUUUCUGACUCUGGCUAACAAAGACCAGAAUCAGACUGGGAGGACCAAGCUGGACAAGGAGAGACUCAAGUCCUGCAUGAGGGAACUGGAGAGCAUAGGUCAGCAGGCUAAGACCAUCAGGACGCAGGUGAAGAAGAACACAGUGAGAGAUAAGAUCAAGCUGGUUCAGAACUUCCUCCAGAAGCUCAGGUUUCUAGCUGAUGAGCCGCAGCACAGCAUCCCGGACGUCUACAUCUGGAUGAUGAGUAACAACAAGCGUAUUGCCUACGCCCGUGUCCCCUCCAAAGACAUCCUGUACUCCGGGGUGGACGAGGAGACCGGGAAGGACUGUGGCAAAGUCAAAACCAUCUUCUUCAAGCUACCUGGUAAGAAGGGCUUUGGGGCAGCUGGCUGGACAGUGCAGGCUAAGACAGAGAUCUACCUGUGGCUGGGUCUGAACCGUCAGAGGAAGGACUUCCUGUCUGGGCUGCCCAACGGCUUCGAAGAGAACAAGAUGCUGAAAGGACCUGGCUCGCAGUCUGCUCCCCCCAUCAGCCUCACAUACACGAUGAAGCAGAUCUUCCAGCUGAGGGUCCAUAUGUACCAGGCUCGCAGCCUGUUUGCAGCAGACAGCAGCGGCCUCUCAGACCCCUUCGCCAGGGUCUUCUUCUCCACACACAGCCAGGUCACAGAGGUGCUGAAUGAGACACUGUGCCCCACCUGGGACCAGCUGAUGGUGUAUGACAACGUAGAACUGUUCGGAGAAGUCGGAGAACUGAGGGAUGACCCGCCUAUCAUCGUCAUAGAAAUCUAUGACCAGGACACGGUGGGCAAAGCAGAGUUCAUGGGCAGGACCUUCGCCAAGCCUAUAACCAAGAUGGCGGAUGAACACUACGGACCUCCACGUUUCCCUCCCCAACUAGAGUACUACCAGAUCUAUAGGGGGAACUGCGCCGCUGGAGAAAUGCUGGCGGCCUUCGAACUGCUGCAGAUUGGUCCUCAUGGUAAAGCUGACCUGCCGCCCAUCGACGGUCCCACAGACAUGGACCGUGGUCCCAUCCUACCUGUCCCUCUGGGCAUCAGACCAGUCCUCAGCAAGUACAGGAUCGAGGUGCUGUUCUGGGGCCUGAGGGACCUGAAGAGGGUCAACCUAGUCGCGGUGGACAGGCCUCGUGUGGACAUAGAAUGUGCCGGUAAAGGAGUCCAGUCUUCCCUCAUCCAGAACUACAAGAAAAAUCCCAACUUCGGCACCCUGGUUAAGAUGUUUGAGGUGGAUUUGCCUGAGAACGAGCUGCUCCACCCUCCCCUGAACAUCCGGGUGGUGGACUGCAGAGCUUUCGGUCGUUACACCCUGGUGGGGAACCAUGCUGUCACCACCCUACGCAAGUUCAUUUACCGGGCAGCAGACAAGCACGCCAACAACUUGAACACUCAAGAGGAGAUCAUUGUCAACUAUGAGCCAGAGCCCACCGUCAAGAAGUUGGAGACCAUGGUCAAGCUGGACUCUGGGUCUGAUGCUGUGGUUAAAAUCGAGGUCGGUGAGGAUGAGAAAGGAGGGAAGAAGAAGAAAAGGAAGAAGGGAGGAGAUGAGGUGGAGGAGGAGAAGUUUGAUGAAAGCAUGUUGGAUUGGUGGUCCAAGUACUUUGCCUCGAUCGAAACUCUGAUGGAGAUUCUCAAGGCUCAGGAGGCAGCUAUGGCGGAUGCUGAGGAGAAAGAGGACCAGGAUAUUGCUGCUGUGGGCGGAGAGAUCAAACCUGAUGACUCUCUUGUCAAAGGAAAGAGAGGCAAGGGAAAAAAGGAGAAGAAGAGGGCUGGGCCUGAAGACAUACCAGAGAAGAAAAAGCACAACAUUGAUGAGCUACAGGUGUACCCCAAGGAGCUGGAGAAUGAGUUUGAUAACUUUGAAGACUGGCUUCACACCUUCAACCUGUUCAGAGGGAAGGCCGGGGACGACGACGACCAGAACAUGGCGGAUGAAGACAGGAUUAUUGGCAAAUUCAAAGGUUCUCUGUGCAUGUACAAAGUGCCGGUGUCAGAUGAGAUGCAGCGGGAGAUGGGCUUUGACUCCAACAUGGGCAUGUUCCAGAACAUUCCAACUAAUGACCCAAUCAACGUCCUAGUCCGGGUCUAUAUCAUCAGGGCUACUGACCUGCACCCAGCGGAUAUCAAUGGAAAAGCAGAUCCCUACGUCGCUAUCAAACUGGGCAAGUCAGAUGUCAAAGACAAAGAUAACUACAUCUCCAAACAACUCAACCCUAUCUUUGGCAAAUCCUUUGACAUCGAGGCCACAUUUCCCAUCGACUCCACACUAACAGUGUCCGUCUAUGACUGGGAUUUAGUGGGCACUGACGACCUGAUUGGGGAGACUAAACUGGAUCUGGAGAACCGUUACUACAGCAAACACAGAGCAAUAUGUGGCAUCCCAUCUAAAUAUGCCAUCCAUGGCUACAACGUGUGGCGGGACCCCCUGAAGCCGACCCAAAUCCUGGCCAAGCUGUGUAAGGAGGGUAAGCUGGACGGGCCACACUACGGCCCUGGAGGACGGGUCAAGGUGGCCAACCGGGUCUUCAUGGGCCCAACUGAGAUCGAAGAUGAAAAUGGUCUGAAGAAGCAGACAAAUGAGCACCUGGCUCUGACAGUGCUAAAGCACUGGGAGGACAUCCCCAGGGUGGGCUGUAAACUGAUUCCAGAACAUGUGGAGACCAGGCCACUCCUCAAUCCUGACAAGCCUGGGAUCGAACAGGGGAGGAUUGAGAUGUGGGUGGACAUGUUCCCCAAGGAUAUGCCUGCACCUGGACCUGCCAUUGAUAUUUCACCCAGGAAACCAAAGAAGUUUGAACUGAGGGUGAUCAUCUGGAACACAGACGAGGUCAUUCUGGAGGAUGAUGACAUCUUCACUGGAGAAAAGUCCAGUGAUAUCUUCGUUCGAGGCUGGCUGAAAGGUCAGCAGGAGGACAAGCAGGACACAGACGUCCACUACCACUCCCUGACAGGGGAGGGUCUCUUCAACUGGCGCUUCAUCUACCCCUUUGACUACUUGCAGGCCGAGGAGAAGAUCGUCAUCUCUAAGAAGGAGUCCAUGUUCGCCUGGGACGAGACUGAGUAUAAGAUCCCUGCUCGUCUCAACUUACAAGUCUGGGAUGCUGACCACUUCUCUGCAGAUGAUUUUUUAGGUGCCAUUGAGCUAGACCUGAACCGUUUCCCUCGUGGAGCGAAGACAGCCAAGCAGUGUUCCAUCAACAUGGUGCUGAAUGAAAAGGAUAUUCCCAUGGUGUCCAUCUUCAAACAGAUGAGGAUCAAGGGCUGGUGGCCCUUCCUGGCCAGAGAUGAGAACGACGAGUUUGAACUCACGGGGAAAGUGGAAGCCGAGCUGCAGCUGAUGACUGCAGAGGAGGCUGAGAAGAACCCAGUGGGGGAAGGACGCAAUGAACCUGAGCCCCUGGAGAAACCCAACCGUCCAGACACAGCCUUCCUAUGGUUCCUCAUGCCUUUCAAAGCCAUCAAAAACCUCAUCUGCAACCAGUACUUCUGGCUCACGGUCAAGUUAGUGGUGGCCCUGCUGCUGGUGCUCGUCCUGGGCCUCUUCAUCUACAGCAUGCCUGGAUACAUGGCCAAGAAACUAAUGGGUGUCUGAGGAGUGGAAAUGAUUCAAUGGGAUAGUUCAACGAUUUAACAUGUAUUUAGAUAUUUGUUGCCUUACCUUGAAAGAAGUUGACAUGGUGGGACUGCAAUAUCCACUUUGGUUUUGUUUAACUUGCCACUGCAAACAAGGCGAACUAUACCUUUAAGAAAAGACGACUCAACAACUUAUCAACUCCGUGCUAUAUUCCAGGACGUGUUUUCCCUAACAAGCGUCUCCUCUUCUCGUGGAGUCACAUGUUUUUGCCACGUGACAAGACAAUCGCACACACACACACACACACACACACACACACACACCAUGUAUCGGAAAUGAAAGUAACACAACCACGUCCAAGUAGAAAUAUAAUAUAAGAACUCAGAUUGAUGAUGUAUUAUAUAUUACACGUCCCUUUCAAGGACCAGUUCAACCACAUAAAGUAGAAAACAUUUGUAAUAUUGUGGUGUUGCGGAACACUUCAAUGUACAAAAUCAACUGUUCGGUUUGCAAAUCAGAUUUUGUCCUCGCUUGAAGUCACGUUGUAUUAGCCUUCGUUUGGCAUGGAAUGACUGUUCUUCGGCUGUUUACAUGAAUGUGUAUUUGAAUGUCUUUGUUCAACAGCGUGCAGCAAGUAGCACAUUAUGUAUGCUCUGUUGUUUGUGAAUACACUGGCAAGGACAAUAACUGAUCCUGUUUUCUUUGUCACUCCAUACGUUUGAAUCCAAUACAUCAGAAUCCAAUACAAUCUCAAGUGUUUUCAAAUAUAUCUUAGUAAGAAAUUAUGCAUCAAUAUUAUGUAUCAACAUUUCAACUAAAAAUGUCUUAUAUUUAGUCAGGAUCUUCAUUAGAUUAUUAUAAGACACUAAGGUGUCAUACAUGCUUAUGUCAGGUCUUACAAUGCGUUAUAACCCACUGUACCACAAACUAUUCUACUGCCAUGAACUUUACUGCAGUCAAGCGGUAACCAAGCAACCGUAUUUUCUCUCCUCCAGCCGUCCAGACACAGCCUUCCUAUGGUUCCUCAUGCCUUUCAAAGCCAUCAAAAACCUCAUCUGCAACCAGUACUUCUGGCUCACGGUCAAGUUAGUGGUGGCCCUGCUGCUGGUGCUCGUCCUGGGACUCUUCAUCUACAGCAUGCCUGGAUACAUGGCCAAGAAACUAAUGGGUGUCUGAGAGAGAGGGUUGUGUCCUUUGCCCAAAAUCAUAGCCAGACAUAUGUAUAGCCUACCAUGUAUAGCCUACCAUGUUUUAAAUGCCGUGCCUACUUUGUCUUCAGUGGAGUACAUUUUUUGGUGUACCUUGAUAAGCAAACAUUGUACAAUGCAGCUCAUUGAGACUCCACUUGAUGUCUGAGAGGGUGUUCUUGUCUGUAAAGGUCUAUGAUAUCAAUAGGCAGUUAGGUUUCAGCCCUACACACCAGACCCAGGUUCAAAUACUAUUUAAAAUCAUUUCAAAAUUCUUUGCUUGUCUUCAAGGACCAAUAAAAUAGUCAAACUCUAAAUCCCACCCAUCUGUUGCUCUAGGUAUUAUUUGAUAGAUUUUAUAUAGUAUUUUAACCCAAAUCUGCUACACAUAGACCUAUGUAUGUAUAACCUACUAUGAUUUCAGUGGAGGGCAUUAUUUGGUGUGCCUUGAUAGGCAAACACGGCACUGUGCAGUCCCUUAUGGCUACUGGAAAAAUGUUUGACUUCCUUCACCUGUCCUAUGCUCUGCAGCCAAUUUGUGUGUGUUGAUGUGUAUUUAGGCCUACUUCCAAAAGUUAUAGAGUUGACAUGAUACUGUAUUUUAGUUGUAACACAGUUUUAAUUUACUGGCCACGGAAUAUUACACUAGCUGCCAUGAGCAUGUCCAAUUCACUUCCAAUGAUCUUAGCUUUAUUUUAUUGCAAACGUAAUUAUUUGAAUUGACAAUACUGUAUUGAAUUAAGAAGUU
Messenger RNA from Oncorhynchus gorbuscha (pink salmon), 7317 nucleotides. RefSeq names its product otoferlin-like. The transcript has 41 exons. Gene Ontology annotation, cellular component: presynaptic active zone membrane; synaptic vesicle membrane. Lineage: Eukaryota; Metazoa; Chordata; Actinopteri; Salmoniformes; Salmonidae. Bases 1 to 5400 code for a protein of 1799 amino acids. The record is from RefSeq and is a predicted model, not a curated record. Gene Ontology annotation, molecular function: calcium ion binding; AP-2 adaptor complex binding. Gene Ontology annotation, biological process: plasma membrane organization; synaptic vesicle priming.